UUGUUUAUUCCACGCCCAUAAACUUAAUCAAUUAUGUACCUGUAGCCCAGAGAGAAGAAAUGUGUGCACUUUUCUAACGUUCUGCUGCUGCCUUUAGCCCUUCACUCAACACCCAGCAUUCGCAAACAAGGCCCUGCCUAGCAGGGCAUGUUUUAUCCUCAAAUAUUUGAUUCUCCAAAGAAAGCACACAGAAUGUCAGACAGGUCAUCACAUGGUCAUACUCCAGACCACUCUCCCCCUCCUCUCUCUCACGACGCACAAAAUUCAGAGAACACAAGCUCUUCCUCAUCUCCCAAGAAGUGCAGGCGAAGUAGCAAAAAGAAACUUUCUAGCGGCAGCGAAGGAAGCAUAUCUCCUUAUUUUCAGAUACAGAAGCCGCCUAGUUUUUUCGCAAGUCCAAAUACAUGCAAGAAACCUGCACGUAGUCCUUCGGAUGAUGAUAUUUUAAAACCACAUACCAAGGGAAGCACUGAAUCACCUAAAGGACACACUCUUACCAAGGCUCACUCAACUGGUGAUACCACUCAUUUAAAUGGCGACACCACCGAUUCAACUGGUGCUACUGCUAUUUUAACUAAUGGUACUGCCCAUAUUAACGAUACUCCUCUUAUACUUACAACUCGUGAUGUACAUGAGUGCCCUCCUUCUUCUUCAACCGUACCUGAUCCUCCAGCUCGUGUCGUCGUUGCUCCUUCUAUACCAGCUACUUUAGGAUUCUCUCCCUCUCCCAAGACUCCGCCUAAAAAACCUCCGAGGGCUAGGCCACGCCCACAAUCAGCGUAUUCUAUGUCUGUAGAGGGUUCUAAAGAACCAGCUCCUCUAUUAUUUCCUAAUUCUCAAAGAUAUAGGCCGUACUCUACGAAACUAACCGAUCAGCCGCUGGUUGAACAGACCCCUCCUAUAGACAGUAAUUUACUAGUGCCUUCAGAAGUAACCAAUCGCUUAGCUGACCUUGAGACAUCACUGGAGUCAAGUUUUCACGGUAUCUUGGACACCAAUUCUAAAGUAGACCUUUCGCCAUCAAGAAAAGGGCAGCAAACUGACAAGAGAAAGGUAGCCAUUAAUCGUCGGUCUACGUCUCCCUCCCCAAUCCGUACCUAUAGAUACAUGAGUAGUGCUGGUACUAGACUCAGUCCUGCUAGCGUGAGAAGUGAGUUUGAAUAUUCUAUGGAGCCGAGGAAUUUCUCACGUGUGGCGGUGAAAUCUCCGCCUCGUUCCAUUGCUCCGCCCUCUUUUACUGAAAAGGAGAAAGAGGAGAAUCUUUUAAAUGGCGUGGGGGCUCCAGACGGCCCUAGUUCACUAAAGGUGCCUCAAAGUGGUCUUGCUGAAAAACUCUCGUCAUCACCAUUGAACAAGAAUUGGUUAAUGGAGACUGGAGUUUAUGAUACACUGUCCCCCCAGGUUCUUGGCUCUUUCUCUCCUCCUCAUCCCUCCUCUUCUCCCAAGAAAAACCACACUCCUUUCUUCAACACGACUCCGACUCCCAAGAAACCCUCGACCACGCCCCCAAACUCAAAAACCCACCGGCGUAGCAAUAGCGAAGACCAAAACGCACUGGUAUUGUCCCUUGGGAGGUGUCUGGUGACUGAGGAGGAGCCAAAGGGACAGACAAAGCACAGUCCUGGCAGCCCUAAGAAGAAGAGAAGCGAUACAGUGAAAAGUGAUACAGUGAAAAGUGAUACAGUGAAAAGUGAUACAGUGAGAAGUAAUACAGCGUCUUCUGCUAACUCACGCAACAGCUUCUCUCCACCUUUCAUUAGCACUGGAGUAGAGGAGACCCUUAACUGGCACCCAAUGGAUCCAGCAGAGUAUGACAAGCUUAUGCAGAAGGAACAGCAACAGCCACCAGCAAGGAAACCAUCAUUUUUUUCUACUUUAUUCAGGGGAGACAAGCACGAUAUUUAUUAUCCUAAAAACAUCUCUACUCUUAUAUCAAAGCAUCUCAACAAGGAGGGUGAAAAAGUGAGCGUCCCUAAUGAGUAUGGGGACACUCCCCUCCACUGUUACAUAAAGAGUAGUCGUGAUGAUAGACUGGAUCUGUUACUGGGAUUAUUAGUUCAUUGUAAUGUGAAACUGUUGGAUAUUAACAAAGAGGAUAAUAAUGGAGACACUCCUUUACAUGUAGCUACAAAGUUAAAUGAUGAGUGGUGUAUUAAGGCUCUUGUUGCUUUUGGUGCUGAUAUUAAUUGUUCUAACAACAACGGGCAGACUCCGCUCGACUUGAUCAUGUCUCACGUCCAGAGACCUGACUCAAGCAGUUUCGACGCUCUACACGAGCUCUUCUCUCAACUACACGCCCUCCCAGGUGGGCGGAGCUCAUCAAGAAAGCCACGCCCACGCAACGAAUCGCUAAACUCGCUUGUGAAUGAGAGCUACGAAAUUGAAGAGUGCAUCCAGUUAGGCUCGUACCUUGACAAGAGGAGAAUCACUGCGUUUGUUUUUAAACUGGAAGAGAUGCUUGAAAAACAAAGCCUCCAGUUCUCCAUAAACACAGAAGUGACUCUUCCACCUGGUCAGGUCGAUCAUAACGGGACGUUCUUAGAUCCUCUCACUGCGAGACAGAUUCAGCUCUGCCGUAUCAACAAGUACAAGUCGACGCUAGAAUUUAAGAAAGGUGCGGGGUCAAGGAUGCUUUUUCUUGAUGGCGGAGGAAUCAGAGGGCUGAUACAGAUUGAGAUAUUGAUGUUCAUCGAGAGUUUGACCGGAAGAAAGAUAACUGAACUAUUUGACUGGAUAAUUGGGACCAGCACUGGAGGAAUAAUAGCAUUAGCACUAGUGUAUUUGGGUGUGUCACUAGGUGAAGUGAGACAGUUAUAUUUUCAACUGAGAGAAGAGGUUUUUGCUGGAGGAGUACUCUCCAUUGCUAAGAGAACUGAUGCUCUUGAGAAAAUGUUAAAGGCUCAAUUUAAAGACAAGAGACUGAAAGACAUAGAGUAUCCAAAAGUUCUUAUUAGUGCUGUAAGUUCUAAAACGAAUCCUCCUUCACUUCAUUACUUUAAUAAUUGCUUCAAUGACAAAUACUCCGAUGAGCUGGUCUGGAAGGUAGCAAGGUACACAUCAGCCGGUCCAACUUAUUUCUCUGAGUGUGAUGAUUUUGUUGAUGGAGGCGUCUUAGCCAAUAACCCAUGUACCACUUCUUGGGUUGAAAUAUGCGACUAUUAUGAUAAAAUGGGGCUUCCAAAGCCAAAGGUUGCAAUGGCGAUAUCAGUGGGAACUGGUAACUACCCUCCAGAGAUACUGGGAGAGACUGAUCUGUUUGGUAAGGGAUGGCUUGACUUGAGGGGAACCUUCAGAAGAGCACAUCGUUUUAUAAAGAUGCUGUCAACUGCCCUUGUAGAGUCAGAGAAUGUCGCUCAGAUAUUUGGUAAGACUUGUGAAGCACUGGACAUAAAGUUCCUACGCUUUUCCCCUUCGAUGCCAAUCACAAUAAACCCUGAUGAAAGGGACUCAAAAGUUCUAAUAGACAUGAUAAUUCAAACUAAAACAUACUUGAAUACCCAAGACUGCAAGAGAAAUCUUGAUAGUUUAGUGAGACACUUUCGCCAUCUUGCUGAGGUAUCACGCGGCCUCAAUCUCAACAAAUAAAAUAAUUUAUAAUUAUUGUAUUUAUAAUAAUAAUAAUUGUUUAGUGCUUUAUCACACUUCAUACAUUUAGCAUGUUACAUACACAUCUGCUGUGAGUUUUUUAUUUUUUUUAUUUAUAAUAAUGGUGCGAUGAUUUUGUAAAUUUUUUUUGAGAUGCAUCGCAUUUUAAGAUA
This is a messenger RNA of Amphimedon queenslandica, 3758 nucleotides long. RefSeq lists its product as uncharacterized. The transcript has 14 exons. Gene Ontology annotation, biological process: lipid metabolic process; positive regulation of ceramide biosynthetic process. The coding region runs from base 148 to 3585 and encodes 1145 amino acids. Gene Ontology annotation, cellular component: mitochondrion. NCBI's taxonomy places the organism in Eukaryota, Metazoa, Porifera, Demospongiae, Haplosclerida, Niphatidae. The record is from RefSeq and is a predicted model, not a curated record. Gene Ontology annotation, molecular function: protein binding; long-chain fatty acyl-CoA hydrolase activity.